Pogonomyrmex barbatus (red harvester ant) is the source of this 1610-nucleotide messenger RNA. Its product is annotated as 15-hydroxyprostaglandin dehydrogenase [NAD(+)]-like. Gene Ontology annotation, cellular component: cytoplasm. NCBI's taxonomy places the organism in Eukaryota, Metazoa, Arthropoda, Insecta, Hymenoptera, Formicidae. Gene Ontology annotation, molecular function: oxidoreductase activity, acting on the CH-OH group of donors, NAD or NADP as acceptor. The record is from RefSeq and is a predicted model, not a curated record.
AUCGAGGCAUUGCCUUAAGUAUCUCGAACGUUACGAGAAGAGAUAUUAAAUCAAACGAAUUCCAUGAAAAUUGAAUUUUAUUUACGGCAUUGACUUUAACACUUAUUGCGAUUCUUUGAGAAAUUUUUUAUCUUUCGCUGAAGGUUUUGAAGAAUCAGCAUGAUGUACGACGUACAGAAUAAAACCGUAAUGAUCACUGGAGCAGCUCGUGGAUUAGGCUACAAAUAUGCCGAGAUAUUACUUCGUAAUGGUGCAAAAUGUGUUGCCAUAGUCGAUUUGCCAACGUCGAACGGACAGGAUGCAGCGGUGACAUUGGAAAAGGAAUUUGGAAAGGAUAGAGCUGCCUUUUACGCCUGCGACGUAAUUAAGGCAGAAGAUCUGGAAAGAACGUUCAAGGAGAUUGUGGAAACGUUCGAGGGGCUCGACAUUAUUAUUAAUAAUGCUGGUAUAUUAGAUGACAAACACUGGGAGCGGAUGAUCGAAGUCAAUAUCAAGGCGGUGAUAUGUGGCUCUCUCUUGGCAAUGGACCAUAUGGGAAAACAUAGAGGUGGCGAAGGUGGUGUAAUCGUGAACAUUGCAUCGAUAGCUGGAUUAGUCCCAUGUAGUUUUGCACCGAUAUAUACCGCUACGAAACACGCCGUUCUUGGAUUUAGUCAGGCUCUGUCACAUACGUACGACGAGACUGGAGUACGAGUUCUUAUCAUGUGUCCCGGCUCUACGGACACUUCAAUAGCUAAAAAUUUCUGGGAUAGAACAUGCGAACUUAUUUAUAGAUUAAGUGUGGUUAGAAACGAAAUAGGAACACUGAAAUGUCUGAAACAAUCUCCCGAUCAUGUAGCACUUGCAAUGUUAGAUCUCAUCCAAAAGGGUGAAAAUGGGGUUGCUUGGGUCAGCGAAAACGGUGAACCACCUUACGCCAUAGAUUUUAUUCAUUAUUCCAAGCGAGCUCUGCCUGUAUAAAAAUUAUAUUUGAUAACUUUUUUCGCAUUUGUUAAUAAAAUAAUAUCGAGAAAACGCUCGAUCAUGUCUCUCAAGAUGUCAAGAUGGUGAUACGUGGCACACUCUUGGCAAUGACCAUAUAGUCAAACGUAAUAUUAACAAAGGUGUAAUAGUGAAUAUUUUAUAUAUAGUCGGAUUGUUUUUAUACACCGUUUUUAUAUUCCGCCUCGAAAUAUGCCGUUCUCGAAUUUUAUUAGGCAACGACAGAUUUGUAUGAUAAGAUUGGAUUAUGAAUUGUCAUGUGUCCAGGCGUUACAGUAAUAGCGUUAGUUGCAAAUAUUUUUGUAAAAAUUUGUGACACUGUGAACGCUAUAUACGGCGAUGUCGAUAACUUCAAAACAAACCUUCCGACAUAGUUAGUCGAUUACGUACAUUUGUAACGUUAGAUCUUAUCUUAUCGUAACAAAAAAUAUGGGUCAGCGAAGAUAAUCAAUUAUCUUACAUAAGAAUUUAUCCAUUAUUCCAAGUGAUCUCUGUCUAUAUAAAAGUCAUAUUUAAUAACAUGUUUUUUUACUAUUUUUUUUCACAAGACCACAUAAUGAUAAAAUAUUACAUUAGUUAUGUAUAAUUGAUGACAUAUUUCAAUCUUAAAAUAAACACUUGAUAUUAAA